GAGCUGUACUUGACAGGUAUCACCAGACAACAUCAGUUGCAGACGACAUCAAUACAUUGAACUCUGUGGUCACCGUAUACGGAGAGAGAGAUUUUCAUAGUUUCCUGGACAGGUGAAAACAGAGGCAGUUUAAUCGGUAGACGUGACACUGAGCUAACACUGGUGCAUGUGUAUUAAUUAGGAGGAUCGUCUCUACUCAGAAAACAUGGUCUAUUCCACUCCUGCUUCAUAGUGUAGAGUUUGUGAUGUAAGGUAUACUAAAUACCAUGACGAUUAUCGCAGAUCGACAAGGAUAGAGUAAGGUGGACACCAUGUAUAGUUUAAGGACCUCCUGAUUGGUAGGCAUUCAGUUAUGACGAGCACAAGUGCAGAGAUUUCCGAGAGUGUCCCGAUCCCCUCUACCACCAUCGAUGGCUCAGCGAAGCUCCGAAGUAUUCUAUGCAGCAUUAUACUGAUGGCCAUUGUGGCCAUCGUUUGGAUUCUGGCUACUCAGUUUGCGCGGGAAACCUACAUUUCCGGAAAGUUUGAGGCGCCAUUUCUAUUGAUGUACAUCUGGAGCGGAGGGCUCAUACUAUUUUACCCUAUCUAUGUGGUGACGAGGUUUGUGUACAAGAAUAGAACAAGCAAGCCGUCAGAGGAAUUUAGAAAGCAUAUCCGGCUUUACUACACCGACGGAGAUCGAGGUGUACGUCAAUACGUAGGACUGUCCGCCAUGUUCUGUGUUCUCUGGGGCCUCAUGCAGUUUACCUACAUCCGGGCACUUGACCCAAACCUGCUUUUGCCGACAGUCGUCGCUGCACUUUAUUCAACCUACCACAGUUUUGUAUAUCUUCUGUCAUGGAUCAUCCUGUUUGACAAGUUUGUGGCUCUCAGGAUCUUUGCAAUGAUCUUCUCAAUUUCCGGAAUGGUGCUGUCUGCGUACGCUGGCGGGUUUGGUUCUACGUCUAUGUGGGGAGUGAUACUCUCUGUGUCGGCGUCCGCUACCAUGUCUGUAUACAAGGUUUUAUAUAAGAAGUUUCUUGGAAGUCCUGAUUACGGCCAAAUAUCCCUUUUCACAAGUCUCAUAGGAAUUGUGAACGUGUUGUGUCUUUGGCCAGUGGUGCUAUCGUUGUGCUGGACAAAAACUGAAGUUAUCACAUUCGACUGUAUUCCGUGGGGCUACGUCAUCGGAUCUGCAGUUUCUAUUUCCGUCCUGCAUUCAUUUCUCCACUAUAUGGAGCCGGCGCUGCACGGCGUGUUCCUGGGCCUGGGAUUCCUCCUCGGACUUGUUUUAAGUGCAUUUAUUGACUAUCUAUGGCGAGGAAUAUACUUCAGCGGAAUGGAGAUAGCGGCUGUGGUAUUGACGUCACUCGGUAUCCUCCUCGUGUCUCUCCCUGAUCAAUGCCCUGCUGACUUUAAUACGUUAAGCACGUGGUGUCGGCGCCGGAAACGAUGUGAUGUGCACGGAACGUCGCAAUCUGAAAACGAGGCGCCCAGCACAAGAUGGCGAAGGAACAGGAAGACAUAAAACAUAAUCAAACAUGAUGCUAAUGAUUGACCAUUUUUUUGUAUGACAUUUAUGUUUUAUUCUGACAACUGGUCGUACCGCCUCGGACACGUGACAGAUGCCUUUUGUACAAACUGUUGUUACAUAUCUUUGUUUGUUUUCUGGGUUUAUCGCCCAGUGAACAGCCAGGGUCAUUUUGAGACGGGGUCUCCUCGUAGCAGUUAGUGAGUAUCUCACAGAACAACACAAGAGGCCGGUCGCCUGCCACCCAGGCAAUUAGAGUUUUGCCCUUACAACCACGACAUCACAGACUGGCCAGUUUCUCAGCUUUCCGAGAAACACAAACCGACACGGGUAGGGAGCGUCGAACCACUUACCUAGGAUCCACACUUGAGGUUACGUGCAUGGCCGGCAACCAUGUACCUCGGAUCUUCACUUUCGGAUACGUACGCGGCUGGGGGUCGAAGGCCACACCAAAUUAAUCAGUUGUUCGUCGGGAAUCUCGCUCCUAAAAUGUCCACGUCCAGAAAAAAAAAAAAAAUAAUAAUAAUAAUAAACCAAUUUUGCCGCGCACCUCCGGGAAAAUUGGCAAAUUUCCGUUUUCUGUCUUUUUCUCGGUCUUUUAAAACACAUCUUCUUCAAAAGCUAUAAAUAACAAAUAUUACAUAUUUGAUAUACAUUACCUGCCUUGCAUUGAUUCAUGUUGUUAAAUGUCGCACUGUUUGCCACCUGAUUGAAUGUGUUGCGUUGUUUUGAUACAAUGGUAAACAUCAUUACAUGUAUUGUAUAUCUCAUGGGCGUAUACAAGGGAACAACCAACCAAUUGAACAAAAUAUUUUCUGAAACAUCCCCUGUGUAUAGAAA
Molecule: messenger RNA, 2350 nt
Organism: Pecten maximus
Lineage: Eukaryota; Metazoa; Mollusca; Bivalvia; Pectinida; Pectinidae
Product: putative thiamine transporter SLC35F3
Exons: 9
Coding region: 353-1507 (384 amino acids)
Source: RefSeq, a predicted model, not a curated record